Messenger RNA from Argiope bruennichi, 757 nucleotides. Its product is annotated as ninjurin-1-like. The coding region runs from base 118 to 597 and encodes 159 amino acids. Gene Ontology annotation, cellular component: membrane. The record is from RefSeq and is a predicted model, not a curated record. The transcript is spliced from 3 exons. Gene Ontology annotation, biological process: tissue regeneration; cell adhesion. Lineage: Eukaryota; Metazoa; Arthropoda; Arachnida; Araneae; Araneidae.
AAACGAGAUCGGAGAGAUCACUUCAUUCGAAGCAGGGCUUCCGCGCAGGAAGCUCGUGCUUUCCUAUAAAUAAAGCGACGAGACGUUUGUGCGAGCCCUUAGUGCUGAGUGAGCAGCAUGGGUGUGAGCGGCGCCCUGGUGUCGGACUCUGGUGGGUCGGCGGGGGCAGAUACGGAGACUUUGCCGAAGAAAGAGGACGAGAUGACCGAAAUGGAGACCCUGCCCAUUGCUGAAGAACUAAAGCCUCCGAAAAAGGUGAGGAAGCCUUUAGAUGGCAAUAUUUAUUCAACGAAAAAAACGGUGGCCCAGGGGAUGAUGGAUAUUGCGUUGCUGACAGCCAAUGCUUCGCAACUGAAAUUGCUCCUGAAAUACAAUCAAGACAAAAGUGCCAUAUUUUUCAUCCACAUCGCUUGUAUAUGCGUCUCCUUAGCUUUACAGAUCAUUGUUGGUGUAAUGCUGAUUCUGAACUCUCGGUAUGACAUUAACAGACCUUCACAUCAUUCCAGAGCUGAUCUAAUGAAUAACUUGACAGUGAUCGGCAUCUUCUUAAUCACUGUUGUCAAUGUGUUAGCAGCAUCUUUCAGCGAUUCAAAUUGAAAAAAAAAUCAUGGAGAUUUAAUGUGCGUCAUGCGUAAUUCCUUUUCAAGUAAACUUUAAUAAUCUCAACUUUGUAUAUGAUUGUGUAAAUUAUAGGCUUCUAUUAUUUAUUAUUACAAACAUUAUUAAGCCUUUAUAUGUAAUAAACUUUCAUUUUCAA